AACAGAAACAAGACUAACUAGUUGCAAUAGACCCUUGUGGUCUAGCUCUCUUCCCCCAAUCCUACGCAUAGCUUUCUGUGACCUUGGAGAAACUGGUAAAGUUGUUGUCAUGUGACCAGGAGGUCACGGGUUCAAGUCUUGGAAACAUCAUCUGGCAGAACUGCAAGGUAAGGUUGUGUACAAUAGAUCCAUGUGGUCUGUCCCUCUUCCCCGGACCCUACGCAUAGCUACGAUGCUUUACACUGCAAUCUUUUCUUUUGGAGAAAUGACAUUCACUUUGGUGCUUAAGAAGCAACCUAUGAUGAUAUUCUCUUGUUUUUCUCUUUUUUCUUUUUUUGGUUCCUUUCUUAACUUGUAAAGUCGAGUAUGUUGCAGCUGCCUAUAGGUAAUAUCACCAUUAUUAUUUCAUUAAGUUUUGCUCAUUUGAGUUGGUGAAAAGAUUUUCUUUGUUCUGUCGUCAUGUUUUGUUUGUUUCUUAAGUAAUCGACUACUCUAUUUGUUUGUUUUUAUGAGAAAAGAAUCACAAGAUAAAGUGAAUCUUAAGAGAUCCAAGUAUUACUUUUGUCUUGGGAGGUUUAAUAAGUUCUCAAAACUGUUCAUGUUCAUUAUAUUCUUUCAGUUUUUGACAUGAAAGCGAAAAUAUGAAAACAUCAAAAUCCCUUUCCUGUGAUCAAGGCAAGCACCAGAUCCCUUUCUUCUUUGAGAUUCAUUAAGAAUCUAAUUAGUUUUUCCUAUAUAAUAAUGUUUCAUUAAGAUAAAGCAAAGGACACACAGGAUUAUCAAAAGGAAUGGAUCCAAUCUUGUUCAGUGCUGCAAUGAGAGGAAAUAUCAGAGAUGUCUAUUAUAAUUUGAUAAGGGAUGAAGAAUAUGGAUACCAAGUCACUCCAAAGGGUAACACAGUCCUUCAUGUCGCAGCCCUCUACGGCCACUCCCAUUUCGUGGCAGAAGUCCUUAAGAUUUCUCCGGCAAUGUUAUGCUGUCAAAACAAGAAAAAUGAAACCGCUCUUCACAUAGCAGCUAACGAAGGGCAUACUGAAGUUGUCCGUGUGCUACUUGCAUGUGUCGAAGAUCAUCAUAAUACUAGUGAUAAACUCACGAGGAUGACAGAUGCGAGUGGAGAUACAGCCCUGCACAAGGCCGUGCGGAGCCAACAUCUAGAUGUGGUUAAGCUCUUAGUGAAAGAAGAUUCUGAAUUCGAAUUUCCGCCUAAUCAUGCACAAGAGACGCCACUGUAUCUGGCGGCUGAAUCUGGUUUUCAUGAUGCUUUGAUUAUCAUCCUGGAAUCCUGCAACAAUCCAACUUAUGCUGCAGGUCCAUCUAAUAGAACGCCGCUGCAUGCAGCAGUAAUUCAGGAACAUAAAGAUUGCAUUAGAUCACUUUGGCGAUGGAAUAAGCCUUUAUGCGAGGAACCUGACUUAUGGGGUUGGAAUUCACUGCACUAUGCUGUCAAAUUAGGACUGAAAGACGUAGUUUCUGAUAUGUUGGGGUGGAAAAAAUCCUUAGUGUACCUUCCGGCAGGCAGUGAAAAUGACUGGACGACAGCAAUUCACAUUGCAGCCUGUGAAGGUGACGUAAACAUGAUAAAGAAGCUAUUAAAUGACUGCCCUGAUUGUUGUGAUACGCUUAAUAGCAACAAUCAAAAUGCUCUUCAUAUUGCCGUAUUGAAAAAUCAAGACAGGGUAGUCCACAUCUUAUUAGGUUCUGAUAAGUGUGACAGCCAUGUUGAUGAGCCAGAUAUUAACGGCAACACUCCUCUCCAUUUGCUUGCUGCCUCUGGUAACCAUGUGCCUGAAUUAAUAAACCAUCCUAGAGCAAAGAAGAUGUUAUUUAACAAAGAAAACCAGACUCCACUUGAUAUAGCGUUGUCAUGCAAGGUGACAACAAAGAAGGAGAAAUUGAUGGAGGAUUUGUCUAGCACUGGCCGAUUUGGAAAACGUGACUUUGAGGUAAAGAAGAAGUACGAGUACAUGCACAAUUCGAAUGAUGAAACGGCAACAGGAGUCAAAAUACAACUCAGUGAUGAAAUGGGAACAGGAGACAAAAUGCGACUGAGGGAAGAUGAUCAUGAUAAAGCUAAAAGGGCAGAUCAAACAAUAAUCGAAACUACUAUGAAGGUAGCUGAAGUCCAUAUUGUUGUGGCCACUUUGAUUAUGACAGUCACUUUCGCUGCUGGUAUCACAUUGCCAGGAGGUUUUGAGAGCGAUCCCGAUAGCCAUAAUCAAGGGAUGGCGAUUCUGACAAGUAAAACAGCAUUUCGUGCAUUUGUUGUUUCCGAUGCUAUUGCCUUCACAUUGUCAGCUGUUGCCAUUUUCAUCUGCUUCCUCAUGGCUAAUGCAAGUACAGGACCUCAACAUACAAAACUUAUACAGAAUCUUUGUAAUCUCGCAUGUAUUUUUCUGUGCUUAUCGAUGUUAGCAGUUGUAAUUGCAUUUGCAACUGGUAUGUUUGCUACUUUAUCACAUUCACUUGGUCUUGCCAUUACAGUCUGUUUCAUAGGUUGCCUCUCUAUUGUAUUGUACUUCUUGGUUGUUAUUUAUAGUUGUAAAUAUGUGUGAUGAGAGUAAGAUGAAGAAUAUAAGUGAGUAGAGAGACAUGAAUGCUAGUUUCUACUUUUACUUAUUGCUUCCAAAUGUAUAAUUCAACUACAUAUUUCAGUUUUUACCGAAUACCUUGAAGUACA
Molecule: messenger RNA, 2680 nt
Organism: Capsicum annuum
Lineage: Eukaryota; Viridiplantae; Streptophyta; Magnoliopsida; Solanales; Solanaceae
Product: protein ACCELERATED CELL DEATH 6-like
Exons: 3
Coding region: 789-2555 (588 amino acids)
Cellular component (GO): plasma membrane
Molecular function (GO): protein phosphatase regulator activity; protein phosphatase 1 binding
Source: RefSeq, a predicted model, not a curated record